CAAUUCAGGAAGCACUCCUGACAGGUUCGUUGGCGUUGGCCAACGAUUGGCUUGAGUAAAAGGUUAUGGGCGUUUCCGAAUACCAUCGACAUUAUCGACAUUAGACUCUUUUCUUACCUUUACCUAUCGCUUGUCAAGGACAGGAACACACUGCACACAAUGGCAUCCUCAACCCCUUUGACUGAGGCCAACACCACCUUUACCCUGGCGUUGUUCAAAAAGAUCACGGAGGAAAACAAGUCUGGCAAUGUCUUCUACUCUCCUCUCAGCAUUUCUUCGGCCUUGGCCAUGGUGCUGCUGGGUGCACGGGGGAACACCUCCACACAGAUGUCAGAGGCGCUGCAACAUCAGAAGGGCGAAGAGGACAUCAACGCCAGCUUCUGCAAACUACUGAGCGAGCUGAACAAGCCAGACGCGCUGUACUCCCUCAGUCUGGCCAACAGGCUGUAUGGAGAGAAGACUUUCCAGUUUGUUCAGGAGUUCCUGGAUGAAACCAGGAAGUACUACCAGGCAGACCUUCAGUCUGUGGACUUCAAAGCCAAGGCAGAGGAGGCCAGGGUGGAGAUAAACACCUGGGUGGAGAAACAGACACAAGAUAAAAUCAAGGACCUGUUGGUACCUGGUGUGGUUGACUCGCUGACCAGGUUGGUGCUGGUCAACGCAAUCUACUUCAAGGGAAAGUGGGACAAGCAGUUCAAGGAGGAAGCCACCAAGGAGACUGCCUUCAAACUGAACAAGAAAGACACUAAGAAGGUGAAGAUGAUGCACCACAAAGCAACUUUCCCACUUGCCUUCAUCCCUGAGGCCAAUUGCCAGAUCCUGGAGCUGCCCUAUGAAGGCAAAGAACUCAGCAUGCUGAUCUGCCUCCCUAUGGAAAUUGAGGACGGCACCACCGGCCUGGAGAAGCUGGAAGCGAUGCUGACCUACGAGACCUUCAUGGAAUGGACCCGACCAGAAAUGAUGGACCAGAGUGAAGUCAAUGUGGGCCUGCCGCGAUUCAAGAUGACCCAGACCUACGACAUGAAAGACCUGCUGGUCAGCAUGGGCAUGGUGGACGCCUUCGACCAGGGCCUCAGUGACUUCUCUGGCAUGUCCUCGGCCAACGACCUGGUGCUGUCCAAGGUGGUCCACAAGGCCUUCGUGGAGGUCAACGAGGAGGGCACCGAGGCCGCCGCCGCCACCGCUGCCAUCAUGAUGCUGCGAUGCAUCAGGAUUAUCCCCCAAUUCGUCGCCGACCACCCCUUCCUCUUCUUCAUCCGCCACAACCCCAGCAAGAGCAUCCUGUUCGCCGGCCGCUACAGCUCACCUGAGUGAUGGCUGAGGGUGGGGGGCGGGGGGGGUGGACACGUGUGUGUGUGUGUGUGUGUGUGUGCGUGUCUAUGAGAGCCUCCAGUGUGAAGUGCAUAGCGCUUGCCCACAUCUAUCAAGUGUUCACUUGUCUUUUAAACUGGAGGAGACCUGCCUUAAUCAAACCGGGGUGGGGCUUCGAAACUUUUUUCGAUGCACGUAUAUAAUUUCCGUACAUAAUACAUUUUUAGCAUUAUAUAAUAAUUCCGGAUAUAAUAAUUUUUUUGCAUUGAGGUCACUCAUGUUGGUGGUAUGCAUUCACAUACAGUCUACUGUUGGGUCAACGCUGAGUGGAACAAUGGAUUUACUGGUAUGACACACUAGCCUUGCGCUGUAUACCCCCGGUUUGUCACUCUCCAGCCUUAGGUCCCCCAUAUGUAGGCCCAUUCUAAACCGCUUUAAGUCCUCCACAUUAACUCCUUUACUGCAGUAGUAGUAGCUUGGUUGUAUUUUUCUAAUGACAUAGUAUGCCAGAUAUACACUUAAUGAUGAAUUUUAUUCAACCAAAGAUGUCAUUAACCGUGGAAAACAUUUAUUUAAGUGUGUGUAAAUUUGUGUCUGGCUUAUAGAGACUUUAUAAAGACUAAACAUGCUCAAUGUUGGUGGUUGUAAAUUGUUUCUUUGACCUUAUCCCCUUACCAUAAUUAAUGGUUAAUAAUUAUUCUUUUAGGAGCCUUAUGCCCUCAGAAAUAAAUAACAAUAUAAAAAACAGCAAUUCUUUCAUACACUCGAAUAUGAUUUUUUUUUUUUACUAAUAAGAACAACAUGCUGUAACAUUUUGUAUUGACUAGUAAGUAAGUAUGUAUAAUCAUAUGAUCAGAUUACGAAAAAUAAAUCAAUAUCUUAUACUUGGA
Gadus chalcogrammus (walleye pollock) is the source of this 2201-nucleotide messenger RNA. RefSeq names its product leukocyte elastase inhibitor-like. Gene Ontology annotation, molecular function: serine-type endopeptidase inhibitor activity. Gene Ontology annotation, biological process: negative regulation of endopeptidase activity. The record is from RefSeq and is a predicted model, not a curated record. Bases 160 to 1314 code for a protein of 384 amino acids. NCBI's taxonomy places the organism in Eukaryota, Metazoa, Chordata, Actinopteri, Gadiformes, Gadidae. The transcript has 9 exons.